AUGAAGAUGCCUGAAGGAGUUCCAAAUCCAAAUGGCUAUGUUUGCAAGUUGAAAAAGUCCCUCUAUGGGUUAAAACAAGCUUCAAGACAAUGGUUCUCUAAAUUGGUUAAGAAGCUACAAACUCAAGGAUUUGUUCAAUCCAAAAUGAUUACUCUUUAUUCAUCAAAAGAGAAGGUGAUCAGGAAUCACACACCUAUAAUUCUGGCUUUAAAGCAUCAUUUACACACAACCUUCAGCAUUAAAGAUUUGGGUGCUCUUCAUUUCUUCUUAGGCAUGGAGAUAUGUAAGACUUCUGCUGGUAUAAUCUUGACGCAACACAAAUUCACAAAGAAAUUGCUACAAUUCAGUGGUCUUGAUCUAUCCAAAAGAGCCACCACUCCACUCCCCACAUCUUUCAAAUUACAUCCAGAUGUAGGAGACCCUUAUUUUGAUCCAGCUUUCUACAGAUCAUUAGUUGGAAAGUUAAACUUUCUUACUCACAGCAGGCCUGAUCUUACUUUUGCUGUUCAGACCUUGAGUCAAUUCAUGCAAGAUCCCAAGGUUCCUCAUAUGCAAGCCCUACACCAUACUCUGAGAUAUGUUGCUGGUUCCAUUGGCCAAGGCAUUCUAUUAAAGGCUGGUGAACGCAUUUCUCUUAUUGGAUAUUCAGAUUCAGAUUGGGCUACUUGUCCCAUAACGAGAAGGUCCAUAACUGGGUACCUUGUUUUGUUUGGUGGCUCACCAGUUUCAUGGAACAGCAAGAAACAGUCCACUAUAUCCAAGUCUUCCACAGAAGCAGAAUAUCGUGAUAUGGCUGUUGUUGCUUCUGAAAUUACUUGCAUUGGAAAGAAUCCUGUGCACCAUGAGCGUACAAAACACAUUGAAUUAGAUGCUCAUUUCACUCGAGAAAAGGUCCUAGAUGGUCUGUUACAGUUGCAAUAUCUUCCCACUGCUCAACAGUUAGCAAAUGCAUUCACUAAGAAUUUAUCUGCAGCACAACUACAGUACUUGAUGACCAAGCGAGGUCUCGUUCAAACUACCAUCCCUAGCUUGAGGGGGGGUAUUGGGGAUGAUACAUCCAGCUCAACAAUUCCACCACAAGCUGGUUGA
Molecule: messenger RNA, 1089 nt
Organism: Amaranthus tricolor (Joseph's coat)
Lineage: Eukaryota; Viridiplantae; Streptophyta; Magnoliopsida; Caryophyllales; Amaranthaceae
Exons: 3
Coding region: 1-1089 (362 amino acids)
Source: RefSeq, a predicted model, not a curated record